Messenger RNA from Suillus clintonianus, 1883 nucleotides. RefSeq names its product YccV-like-domain-containing protein. Lineage: Eukaryota; Fungi; Basidiomycota; Agaricomycetes; Boletales; Suillaceae. The transcript has 5 exons. Gene Ontology annotation, molecular function: DNA binding; protein binding. The coding region runs from base 7 to 1839 and encodes 610 amino acids. The record is from RefSeq and is a predicted model, not a curated record.
ACCACGAUGACGACACGGGAGCUUCCCUUUGACCUCUACGUACAUAUUCUCGAGCAGUUGACCCCAUCUACAGAUUCUGAUGAGAGCAUUACUGUGCUCAUUUCUUGCUUGAAGGCAAGUCCUUCCUUGAGGGCAGCUGCAUCUGUUUCAGGACUAUGGGAGCCACAUUACCGUGUCCGAUACGCAAUAUGUGACCCUGCGAAAGAGCAAUCGCGAAAGCGGUCUACAGGUGGCGACUGGCGACUGAUGUAUCUCGAGAGGCGGCGCAUAGACCUCGAGACAUUGGACAUAUUAUCAAAGAUUGUCGCGGAACGGGGUGAUGGAAGACUGGAAAAAGCGCGAGAGGUCAAUACCAUGUUCUCGUUUGAUGCAUGGAAUGUCCUCGAGACGGCUGCAAGCUAUCCGCUUCCGGAGACAUUCCUCGACCCAGGUGCCGCUCCGAGUCCAGAGCGGAGACCCGUCCCCCCUCAUGCGGUUCCCACUCGCUUUUGGGCUCAAAUGCUUCUUGGUGCUAUUGCUAGAAGUCAUGCUGUCCGCACCUGGGGGAAACUUAUUUCUAAUGACACACCCCAAGCGUUGGAACUUUCAUUCGCUUGUGUGUCCAGCUUUUUCGUAUACCCUCCCAUGAAAGUCUUGUCCCAGAUUGACGAACUUGCGGCGCUCUGCAAAGCCUACUUUAUUGAGCGCCAAAUUCCCCUCGAUCCGGCUGAAUUCAACAGUGAUGCUGGAAAGCUCAGACUUGUCUGUUCGUCCAUCUGCGACUUCUUGUGGAGUUGCGGUUUUGAAGCUGCGGAUGGACAGCGGUUUCACAUGUUGCAAAACCGGUUUCCCCACCUUUUCUUGACUACACACAAGGCAACUAUUCCUAUAUCACUUGUAUACGUUUUCGUGUGCAUUGCACGAAAAAUGGGCGUCACGACAGCACCUGUCGACUUUCCUACCAGAGUCCUGGCUGUUGUGUCUUCUCCUGACCCAGAUGUCCCAGAUAUCUUUGUCGACGUUUUUGGCUCACGAACACAGGCCAUUCUGACACUCCAAGACGAUAUUCCACACUUCCUUGUUCAAGCAGGAAUCACUGCUACUUCGAUGCUCCGUUAUAUUACCCCUGCUUCAUCCACGUCUAUGCUCGUUCGGGCGUCCCGGAAUGUCUUAGCGUCCUUCUCCAACUUUCCCGCAGGUGCAGUUCCCGAAGUUGUGCUGCACACAGCAUUCUAUGCCAGCCUCGUGGUCAAUGUCAUCUUUAUGAACAACCACAGGUAUCUCUUGAAUAUAAUGAAACACAUCAAUCGGUUCCUCCUCGAUCUGUUGCCAGUCCUUGUCGACUCAUUGACCCCUCUUUUAAACCCGCGUCUCCAAGAGCAGCUCACGACGCACUGCAAGGCUGUCAUGGAGGACGAGAAGGAAGCGGCCGCUACUUGUCACCCUCGGUCUGUAUUCACACUGAAUGUGAAAUUCUUCGUUGGCAUGGUUUUCAAGCAUGCAGCCCACGGAUACGUAGGAUAUAUAUACGGUUGGGAUCCCUCCUGUGCAGCGACCGAGGACUGGAUCCGUGAGAUGGGUGUUGAUUCACUCUCGAGAGGGCGCCAUCAACCCUUUUAUCACGCUCUUACUCAGAACGGUUCCUCACGCUAUGUUGCAGAGGACAACAUCAGAACGACCUGCCUAAAGUCAGCGGAUGUACUUAGAAUUUUUGUAGAUGCACCAGAGGCAGGGAGGUACUUUGAGGACUUGACACAAGAUGACGGGAAAGCAAGGUUUCUGUUGAGCCCAGAACUGAAUGCAGCGUAUCCUGACGACGAAGCCUUUGGUGACCAGUGGCUCAAACAACGAGAACAGUAAUUAUAUAUGUAUUUACAUCAGGUAGGAGAUAUGUACAGAUAAGU